Danaus chrysippus (African queen) is the source of this 10182-nucleotide messenger RNA. The record is from the annotation of a GenBank genome assembly. Lineage: Eukaryota; Metazoa; Arthropoda; Insecta; Lepidoptera; Nymphalidae.
UUGGCCAGCCAGGCCAAAACCCGGGCCAUGGCUCCGGGACUACUCUUUUAUUUUCUGGUGUCUCUGGUAGUAGCACAUGCUACCGAAGAUGCUAAUGAAACGAGAGCAUUGAUUCAAGAAGAUGCCCGCGAGGCUCGUGAAUACGGAUCGUAUGGCGAUAAUAGUAAGGAGACUGUGGUUAAUAUUGAGGACGAUGAAAAAACACAGUACUAUGAAACCAACUACGACACUAGUGCAUACGGAUUCGGUUACGAUGUCGGCCCCAACGGUCAAUUUCAUCAUGAAAAUAAAGGCCCUGAUGGUGUGACUUACGGUUGCUACGGCUACGUUGACCCCGACGGUUACCUUCGUGUCACCCACUACGUUGCUGACAGCCACGGCUACAGAAUUAUCGAACCCGAAAAACCUGUGGAAGUUUUCCCAGAGGAAAACCACGAAUACGAUGAAAAUUUGGUCACUCCGAGUCCUCUUCCUGGUCAGAUAGUGCCAUGGAAUAAGCUAUACUUGCCACGAGGAUGUGGUAAAACUCCUGGUGGAAUUCCUCCUCGCCCACUACCAAAACCUAAACCGACAAGGCCACCUCGUCCACCACCAGAUAGCGCUGGACAAAACAGCAACCCAAAACCUGGUGUUGUGUAUCCAGGAGGACAAGGUGGUUACUAUCCUGGCACACCUGGUACUCCCGGUUCCCCUGGUACGCCUGGCAGCCCAGGUAUCCCUGGCAGACCCGGUAGCCCUGGAACCCCAGGAAGUCCUGGAGGUCCCGGUGGACCCGGAGGUCCAUCCGGACCGUCUGGCCCAGGAGGACAAAACUCAGGCUAUUACCCAGGCCAAGGACAAGGUGGCUCUUACCCCGUGAGACCUGGAGCACCUGGAAGCCCUGGAGCACCCGGAAGUCCUGGAGCACCUGGAAGCCCUGGAGCACCUGGCGGUCCCGGUGGUCCCGGAGGACCAGGAGGACCCGCAGGACCCUCAGGACCUAGUGGACCCGCCGGACCCUCAGGACCCGCAGGACCUAGUGGACCUAGCACACCUCCAUCACAAGGAUCUGGCAGUGGAUAUUAUCCCGGACAAGGACAAGGCGGUUAUUACCCAGGAUCUCCUGGCUCACCCGGUAGUCCCGGCAGCCCGGGAAUCCCUGGCAGACCCGGUAGCCCUGGAACCCCAGGAAGUCCUGGAAGUCCCGGUGGACCCGGAGGUCCAUCCGGACCGUCUGGCCCAGGAGGACAAAACUCAGGCUAUUACCCAGGCCAAGGACAAGGUGGCUCUUACCCCGUGAGACCUGGAGCACCUGGAAGCCCUGGAGCACCCGGAAGUCCUGGAGCACCUGGAAGCCCUGGAGCACCUGGCGGUCCCGGUGGUCCCGGAGGACCAGGAGGACCCGCAGGACCCUCAGGACCUAGUGGACCCGCCGGACCCUCAGGACCCGCAGGACCUAGUGGACCUAGCACACCUCCAUCACAAGGAUCUGGCAGUGGAUAUUAUCCCGGACAAGGACAAGGCGGUUAUUACCCAGGAUCUCCUGGCUCACCCGGUAGUCCCGGCAGCCCAGGAAUCCCUGGCAGACCCGGUAGCCCUGGAACCCCAGGAAGUCCUGGAGGUCCCGGUGGACCCGGAGGUCCAUCCGGACCGUCUGGCCCAGGAGGACAAAACUCAGGCUAUUACCCAGGCCAAGGACAAGGUGGCUCUUACCCCGUGAGACCUGGAGCACCUGGAAGCCCUGGAGCACCCGGAAGUCCUGGAGCACCUGGAAGCCAUGGAGCACCUGGCGGUCCCGGUGGUCCCGGAGGACCAGGAGGACCCGCAGGACCCUCAGGACCUAGUGGACCUAGUGGACCUAGCACACCUCCAUCACAAGGAUCUGGCAGUGGAUAUUAUCCCGGACAAGGACAAGGUGGAUCUUACCCCGUCAGACCUGGAGCACCUGGUAGUCCUGGAGCACCUGGCGGACCCGGUGGACCGGGAGGGCCUGGCGGUCCCGGUGGACCAGCUGGACCAAAUGGACCCGGCGGACCCAAUGGACCUAGUGGACCUAAUGGACCUAGUGGACCUAGUGGACCAAGUGGACCUAAUCAACCCUUCGGACCUGGUGGACAAACUGGACCUGGACAAGGUGGAUCUUACCCGGUCAGACCAGGAGCACCCGGUAGCCCGGGAGCACCAGGUGGUCCCGGAGGACCCGGCGGUCCCGGUGGUCCCGGAGGACCAGGAGGACCAAGUGGCCCUAGCACACCUCCUUCUCAAGAACCUGGUACUGGAUAUUAUCCCGGACAAGGACAACAAGGUGGGUACUACCCAAGCAGACCUGGAUCUCCCGGUUUACCGGGAAGUCCUGGCAGCCCCGGUAGCCCUGGCAGCCCUGGCAGCCCUGGAAGCCCUGGAUCACCAGGUGGACCAGGUGGAUCUUAUGGACCCAGUGGACCGGUAGGACCCAACGGGCCAUAUGGACCUAAUGGACCGAAUAGACCAAACCAACCCUCAGGCCCCGGUGGACCAAUUGGACCUGAACAAGGUGGAUCUUACCCCGUCAGACCUGGAGCACCUGGUAGUCCUGGAGCACCUGGUGGACCCGGUGGACCGGGAGGGCCUGGCGGUCCCGGUGGACCAGCUGGACCAAAUGGACCCGGCGGACCCAAUGGACCCAGUGGACCAAAUGGACCUAGUGGACCUAGUGGACCAAGUGGACCUAAUCAACCCUUCGGACCUGGUGGACAAACUGGACCUGGACAAGGUGGAUCUUACCCGGUCAGACCAGGAGCACCCGGUAGCCCGGGAGCACCAGGUGGUCCCGGAGGACCCGGCGGUCCCGGUGGUCCCGGAGGACCAGGAGGACCAAGUGGCCCUAGCACACCUCCUUCUCAAGAACCUGGUACUGGAUAUUAUCCCGGACAAGGACAACAAGGUGGGUACUACCCAAGCAGACCUGGAUCUCCCGGUUUACCGGGAAGUCCUGGCAGCCCCGGUAGCCCUGGCAGCCCUGGCAGCCCUGGAAGCCCUGGAUCACCAGGUGGACCAGGUGGAUCUUAUGGACCCAGUGGACCGGUAGGACCCAACGGGCCAUAUGGACCUAAUGGACCGAAUAGACCAAACCAACCCUCAGGCCCCGGUGGACCAAUUGGACCUGAACAAGGUGGAUCUUACCCCGUCAGACCUGGAGCACCUGGUAGUCCUGGAGCACCUGGUGGACCCGGUGGACCGGGAGGGCCUGGCGGUCCCAGUGGACCAGCUGGACCAAAUGGACCCGGCGGACCCAAUGGACCUAGUGGACCAAAUGGACCUAGUGGACCUAGUGGACCAAGUGGACCUAAUCAACCCUUAGGACCUGGUGGACAAACUGGACCUGGACAAGGUGGAUCUUACCCGGUCAGACCAGGAGCACCCGGUAGCCCGGGAGCACCAGGUGGUCCCGGAGGACCCGGCGGUCCCGGUGGUCCCGGAGGACCAGGAGGACCAAGUGGCCCUAGCACACCUCCUUCUCAAGAACCUGGUACUGGAUAUUAUCCCGGACAAGGACAACAAGGUGGGUACUACCCAAGCAGACCUGGAUCUCCCGGUUUACCGGGAAGUCCUGGCAGCCCCGGUAGCCCUGGCAGCCCUGGCAGCCCUGGAAGCCCUGGAUCACCAGGUGGACCAGGUGGAUCUUAUGGACCCAGUGGACCGGUAGGACCCAACGGGCCAUAUGGACCUAAUGGACCGAAUAGACCAAACCAACCCUCAGGCCCCGGUGGACCAAUUGGACCUGAACAAGGUGGAUCUUACCCCGUCAGACCUGGAGCACCUGGUAGUCCUGGAGCACCUGGUGGACCCGGUGGACCGGGAGGGCCUGGUGGUCCCGGUGGACCAGCUGGACCAAAUGGACCCGGCGGACCCAAUGGACCUAGUGGACCAAAUGGACCUAGUGGACCUAGUGGACCAAGUGGACCUAAUCAACCCUUAGGACCUGGUGGACAAACUGGACCUGGACAAGGUGGAUCUUACCCGGUCAGACCAGGAGCACCCGGUAGCCCGGGAGCACCAGGUGGUCCCGGAGGACCCGGCGGUCCCGGUGGUCCCGGAGGACCAGGAGGACCAAGUGGCCCUAGCACACCUCCUUCUCAAGAACCUGGUACUGGAUAUUAUCCCGGACAAGGACAACAAGGUGGGUACUACCCAAGCAGACCUGGAUCUCCCGGUUUACCGGGAAGUCCUGGCAGCCCCGGUAGCCCUGGCAGCCCUGGCAGCCCUGGAAGCCCUGGAUCACCAGGUGGACCAGGUGGAUCUUAUGGACCCAGUGGACCGGUAGGACCCAACGGGCCAUAUGGACCUAAUGGACCGAAUAGACCAAACCAACCCUCAGGCCCCGGUGGACCAAUUGGACCUGAACAAGGUGGAUCUUACCCCGUCAGACCUGGAGCACCUGGUAGUCCUGGAGCACCUGGUGGACCCGGUGGACCGGGAGGGCCUGGUGGUCCCGGUGGACCAGCUGGACCAAAUGGACCCGGCGGACCCAAUGGACCCAGUGGACCAAAUGGACCUAGUGGACCUAGUGGACCAAGUGGACCUAAUCAACCCUUAGGACCUGGUGGACAAACUGGACCUGGACAAGGUGGAUCUUACCCGGUCAGACCAGGAGCACCCGGUAGCCCGGGAGCACCAGGUGGUCCCGGAGGACCAGGAGGACCAAGUGGCCCUAGCACACCUCCUUCUCAAGAACCUGGUACUGGAUAUUAUCCCGGACAAGGACAACAAGGUGGGUACUACCCAAGCAGACCUGGAUCUCCCGGUUUACCGGGAAGUCCUGGCAGCCCCGGUAGCCCUGGCAGCCCUGGCAGCCCUGGAAGCCCUGGAUCACCAGGUGGACCAGGUGGAUCUUAUGGACCCAGUGGACCGGUAGGACCCAACGGGCCAUAUGGACCUAAUGGACCGAAUAGACCAAACCAACCCUCAGGCCCCGGUGGACCAAUUGGACCUGAACAAGGUGGAUCUUACCCCGUCAGACCUGGAGCACCUGGUAGUCCUGGAGCACCUGGUGGACCCGGUGGACCGGGAGGGCCUGGUGGUCCCGGUGGACCAGCUGGACCAAAUGGACCCGGCGGACCCAAUGGACCCAGUGGACCAAAUGGACCUAGUGGACCUAGUGGACCAAGUGGACCUAAUCAACCCUUCGGACCUGGUGGACAAACUGGACCUGGACAAGGUGGAUCUUACCCGGUCAGACCAGGAGCACCCGGUAGCCCGGGAGCACCAGGUGGUCCCGGAGGACCCGGCGGUCCCGGUGGUCCCGGAGGACCAGGAGGACCAAGUGGCCCUAGCACACCUCCUUCUCAAGAACCUGGUACUGGAUAUUAUCCCGGACAAGGACAACAAGGUGGGUACUACCCAAGCAGACCUGGAUCUCCCGGUUUACCGGGAAGUCCUGGCAGCCCCGGUAGCCCUGGCAGCCCUGGCAGCCCUGGAAGCCCUGGAUCACCAGGUGGACCAGGUGGAUCUUAUGGACCCAGUGGACCGGUAGGACCCAACGGGCCAUAUGGACCUAAUGGACCGAAUAGACCAAACCAACCCUCAGGCCCCGGUGGACAAAUUGGACCUGAACAAGGUGGAUCUUACCCCGUCAGACCUGGAGCACCUGGUAGUCCUGGAGCACCUGGUGGACCCGGUGGACCGGGAGGGCCUGGCGGUCCCGGUGGACCAGCAGGACCAAAUGGACCCGGCGGACCCAAUGGACCUAGUGGACCAAAUGGACCUAGUGGACCUAGUGGACCAAGUGGACCUAAUCAACCCUUAGGACCUGGUGGACAAACUGGACCUGGACAAGGUGGAUCUUACCCGGUCAGACCAGGAGCACCCGGUAGCCCGGGAGCACCAGGUGGUCCCGGAGGACCCGGCGGUCCCGGUGGUCCCGGAGGACCAGGAGGACCAAGUGGCCCUAGCACACCUCCUUCUCAAGAACCUGGUACUGGAUAUUAUCCCGGACAAGGACAACAAGGUGGGUACUACCCAAGCAGACCUGGAUCUCCCGGUUUACCGGGAAGUCCUGGCAGCCCCGGUAGCCCUGGCAGCCCUGGAAGCCCUGGAUCACCAGGUGGACCAGGUGGAUCUUAUGGACCCAGUGGGCCGGUAGGACCCAACGGGCCAUAUGGACCUAAUGGACCGAAUAGACCAAACCAACCCUCAGGCCCCGGUGGACAAGUUGGACCUGAACAAGGUGGAUCUUACCCCGUCAGACCUGGAGCACCUGGUAGUCCUGGAGCACCUGGUGGACCCGGUGGACCGGGAGGGCCUGGCGGUCCCGGUGGACCAGCUAGACCAAAUGGACCCGGCGGACCCAAUGGACCUAGUGGACCAAAUGGACCUAGUGGACCAAGUGGACCUAAUCAACCCUUCGGACCUGGUGGACAAACUGGACCUGGACAAGGUGGAUCUUACCCGGUCAGACCAGGAGCACCCGGUAGCCCGGGAGCACCAGGUGGUCCCGGAGGACCCGGCGGUCCCGGAGGACCCGGCGGUCCCGGAGGACCAGGAGGACCAAGUGGCCCUAGCACACCUCCUUCUCAAGAACCUGGUACUGGAUAUUAUCCCGGACAAGGACAACAAGGUGGGUACUACCCAAGCAGACCUGGAUCUCCCGGUUUACCGGGAAGUCCUGGCAGCCCCGGUAGCCCUGGCAGCCCUGGAAGCCCUGGAUCACCAGGUGGACCAGGUGGAUCUUAUGGACCCAGUGGACCGGUAGGACCCAACGGGCCAUAUGGACCUAAUGGACCGAAUAGACCAAACCAACCCUCAGGCCCCGGUGGACAAAUUGGACCUGAACAAGGUGGAUCUUACCCCGUCAGACCUGGAGCACCUGGUAGUCCUGGAGCACCUGGUGGACCCGGUGGACCGGGAGGGCCUGGCGGUCCCGGUGGACCAGCUGGACCAAAUGGACCCGGCGGACCCAAUGGACCUAGUGGACCAAAUGGACCUAGUGGACCAAGUGGACCAAGUGGACCUAAUCAACCCUUAGGACCUGGUGGACAAACUGGACCUGGACAAGGUGGAUCUUACCCGGUCAGACCAGGAGCACCCGGUAGCCCGGGAGCACCAGGUGGUCCCGGAGGACCCGGCGGUCCCGGUGGUCCCGGAGGACCAGGAGGACCAAGUGGCCCUAGCACACCUCCUUCUCAAGAACCUGGUACUGGAUAUUAUCCCGGACAAGGACAACAAGGUGGGUACUACCCAAGCAGACCUGGAUCUCCCGGUUUACCGGGAAGUCCUGGCAGCCCCGGUAGCCCUGGCAGCCCUGGCAGCCCUGGAAGCCCUGGAUCACCAGGUGGACCAGGUGGAUCUUAUGGACCCAGUGGGCCGGUAGGACCCAACGGGCCAUAUGGACCUAAUGGACCGAAUAGACCAAACCAACCCUCAGGCCCCGGUGGACAAGUUGGACCUGAACAAGGUGGAUCUUACCCCGUCAGACCUGGAGCACCUGGUAGUCCUGGAGCACCUGGUGGACCCGGUGGACCGGGAGGGCCUGGCGGUCCCGGUGGACCAGCUGGACCAAAUGGACCCGGCGGACCCAAUGGACCUAGUGGACCAAAUGGACCUAGUGGACCUAGUGGACCAAGUGGACCUAAUCAACCCUUCGGACCUGGUGGACAAACUGGACCUGGACAAGGUGGAUCUUACCCGGUCAGACCAGGAGCACCCGGUAGCCCGGGAGCACCAGGUGGUCCCGGAGGACCUGGCGGUCCCGGUGGUCCCGGAGGACCAGGAGGACCAAGUGGCCCUAGCACACCUCCUUCUCAAGAACCUGGUACUGGAUAUUAUCCCGGACAAGGACAACAAGGUGGGUACUACCCAAGCAGACCUGGAUCUCCCGGUUUACCGGGAAGUCCUGGCAGCCCCGGUAGCCCUGGCAGCCCUGGAAGCCCUGGAUCACCAGGUGGACCAGGUGGAUCUUAUGGACCCAGUGGACCGGUAGGACCCAACGGGCCAUAUGGACCUAAUGGACCGAAUAGACCAAACCAACCCUCAGGCCCCGGUGGACAAAUUGGACCUGAACAAGGUGGAUCUUACCCCGUCAGACCUGGAGCACCUGGUAGUCCUGGAGCACCUGGUGGACCCGGUGGACCGGGAGGGCCUGGCGGUCCCGGUGGACCAGCUGGACCAAAUGGACCCGGCGGACCCAAUGGACCUAGUGGACCAAAUGGACCUAGUGGACCAAGUGGACCAAGUGGACCUAAUCAACCCUUAGGACCUGGUGGACAAACUGGACCUGGACAAGGUGGAUCUUACCCGGUCAGACCAGGAGCACCCGGUAGCCCGGGAGCACCAGGUGGUCCCGGAGGACCCGGCGGUCCCGGUGGUCCCGGAGGACCAGGAGGACCAAGUGGCCCUAGCACACCUCCUUCUCAAGAACCUGGUACUGGAUAUUAUCCCGGACAAGGACAACAAGGUGGGUACUACCCAAGCAGACCUGGAUCUCCCGGUUUACCGGGAAGUCCUGGCAGCCCCGGUAGCCCUGGCAGCCCUGGCAGCCCUGGAAGCCCUGGAUCACCAGGUGGACCAGGUGGAUCUUAUGGACCCAGUGGACCGGUAGGACCCAACGGGCCAUAUGGACCUAAUGGACCGAAUAGACCAAACCAACCCUCAGGCCCCGGUGGACAAGUUGGACCUGAACAAGGUGGAUCUUACCCCGUCAGACCUGGAGCACCUGGUAGUCCUGGAGCACCUGGUGGACCCGGUGGACCGGGAGGGCCUGGCGGUCCCGGUGGACCAGCUGGACCAAAUGGACCCGGCGGACCCAAUGGACCUAGUGGACCAAAUGGACCUAGUGGACCAAGUGGACCAAGUGGACCUAAUCAACCCUUAGGACCUGGUGGACAAACUGGACCUGGACAAGGUGGAUCUUACCCGGUCAGACCAGGAGCACCCGGUAGCCCGGGAGCACCAGGUGGUCCCGGAGGACCCGGCGGUCCCGGAGGACCCGGCGGUCCCGGAGGACCAGGAGGACCAAGUGGCCCUAGCACACCUCCUUCUCAAGAACCUGGUACUGGAUAUUAUCCCGGACAAGGACAACAAGGUGGGUACUACCCAAGCAGACCUGGAUCUCCCGGUUUACCGGGAAGUCCUGGCAGCCCCGGUAGCCCUGGCAGCCCUGGAAGCCCUGGAUCACCAGGUGGACCAGGUGGAUCUUAUGGACCCAGUGGACCGGUAGGACCCAACGGGCCAUAUGGACCUAAUGGACCGAAUAGACCAAACCAACCCUCAGGCCCCGGUGGACAAAUUGGACCUGAACAAGGUGGAUCUUACCCCGUCAGACCUGGAGCACCUGGUAGUCCUGGAGCACCUGGUGGACCCGGUGGACCGGGAGGGCCUGGCGGUCCCGGUGGACCAGCUGGACCAAAUGGACCCGGCGGACCCAAUGGACCUAGUGGACCAAAUGGACCUAGUGGACCAAGUGGACCAAGUGGACCUAAUCAACCCUUAGGACCUGGUGGACAAACUGGACCUGGACAAGGUGGAUCUUACCCGGUCAGACCAGGAGCACCCGGUAGCCCGGGAGCACCAGGUGGUCCCGGAGGACCCGGCGGUCCUGGUGGUCCCGGAGGACCAGUUGGACCGAAUGGACCUGGACAAGUUCCCGAUUCCGUCGGUGCACCUUCCGGAACGGGUGUUCAACCACCAGUUUAUCCGCCGCCCAGUCAGCAGCCGCCGUUCCCUAUUUAUGUUAUACCGUACCCAUUGCCGAUCGUGCCAAGCCCCGCCUCGUGUCCCUGUUAUCUGUUAAAUCCGGGCCAAAAUAGUCAACAAUCUUAUCCACAAAUGCAAUAUAAUCAAUACCCUAACCAAGGGUACACACCUUAUGGCAUUAUAGGGUUUAUACCAGUCCUCUUCGUUCCCAACUGUCCUGGAAAUAAUACUGGUAUGCAAACUGCGCAGCAAAAUUUCCCUAAUGCUGUGUCUGUUCCUUAUAAUUGUGGCCAAUGUCAAGCGUCGAAUGACAUCUACCGGUACUUCGGAAGAUUAAAUGGAGGACGUAGCAUUGAAAUGAACGACUUAAAAGAAAUCAAAUCACUACCAGAAUUGGAGAAUUUGUUGAAAAAUCAAAUUAAACCUCCAAGAAGGAGUUUAAGGAGGAUAGCCGUGAAUACCAGAGUUCUGGACGAUAUGACGGACGACAAGAAAAAUAAAAGGAAGUUGAUAAUCAAGCCGAAAGAAGAUUAA